Pistacia vera is the source of this 2926-nucleotide messenger RNA. Its product is annotated as pentatricopeptide repeat-containing protein At1g09900-like. NCBI's taxonomy places the organism in Eukaryota, Viridiplantae, Streptophyta, Magnoliopsida, Sapindales, Anacardiaceae. The transcript is spliced from 5 exons. Gene Ontology annotation, molecular function: protein binding. The coding region runs from base 171 to 2825 and encodes 884 amino acids. The record is from RefSeq and is a predicted model, not a curated record. Gene Ontology annotation, biological process: isoprenoid biosynthetic process.
AUUUUAGGGCUAAUGGCACUGACAUCCAGUUUCCCCCCACCACAAGCGAUUUGGCUAACCCCACUGUCACUGCCACCCCCAGACAAUCCAGCAGCCCGCUAAUGAGGCUUAUAUAUACACCCAGAGAAAGCCACCCAGCAACUCUGUGUAAACCCUAAACCUCUGUAAACAUGUUGCUGAAUAUGCUUCGCCGCCGUUGGCUUCUCUCUCCACCUCACCCUCCUCUUUCCGUAAGGGUUUUUUCAUUACUCGCAACAUUUCUAGAGCGUCUUGUUUCUGCCUCUGCUUCAUCAUAUCAACCUUGUUGUGUUGAUUAUUAUAUAAAAGAAACAUGCUACAACACUGAGUCACUGAUAUCAAAUGGCCAGAGGGCAAUUGCCUUUUGGGCUGGACAAAUGGAAGAAGCUGCAAUAUUGGCUUUUGAGUAUGGAAGUAAUCUGGGACUAGCAUACCAAUUGACCAAUGAUGUUCUCGAUUUCACCGGCACACCAGCAAUUUUGUCAAGAAACCUUACUUUUAACUCUAGUUCAGGCUCCAACUUUGAUGGCCGUUUUGUUGAAAAGGAUGACUUUGUUGAGAGUACUGAUGGUUAUGACAAAGAUUCUGGAGAUUUGAGUUUCUUUGGUAGUCAUCAUGGUGACAUUAAAAAGAAUAAAAAAUCUAAAUUUGAUAGAUUUGAUAAGGUUGAGGAUUCUGAUGAAGAAUUAGAAGAUGGGGAGCAUGAUAGUGAUUGUGAUGAUACUUUCACAGUUUUGGAUUCUUUUGAUAAAAACUGUUUAAAUAAAGAUGAUAUUAGGAGAGUUGAAGUGGAGGAAGAUGAACUUAGACACCCUUUAGUGAGAGAAGUUUGUAGGUUGAUUGAACUUAGGUCAGCUUGGAGCCCAAAGCAUGAAGAGGAAUUGAGACACCUGUUACGAAGCCUCAAGUCUUGGCAGGUUUGUGCUGUUUUGCGCUCUCAGGCUGAUGAACGUGUUGCUUUGAAGUUUUUCUACUGGGCUGAUAGGCAAUGGCGAUAUCGGCAUGAUACAAUAGUGUAUUAUGUGAUUCUUGAGGUUCUCAGUAAGACAAAAUUGUGUCAGGGUGCUAAGCGGGUUCUUCGGCUUAUGGCACGUAGGGGAAUUAACUGUCGGCCUGAAGCAUUUAGUUAUGUAAUGGUGGCUUACAGUCGGGCAGGCAAGUUGAGAAAUGCAAUGCAGAUAUUGACUAUGAUGCAAAAGGCUGGAGUUAAACCUGACUUAUUGAUAUGUAACACUGCAGUUCAUGUUUUGGUGGUGGGAAAUAAGUUGGAGAAGGCAUUGAGGUUUGUGAAAAGGAUGCAACUUGUUGGCAUUACACCUAAUGUUGUUACUUAUAACAGUUUGAUCAAGGGAUAUUGUGAUUUACAAUGCAUUGAGGAUGCCAUGGAGCUGAUCACUGAAAUGCCAUUUAAAGGAUGUUCUCCAGAUAAAGUUAGUUACUUUACCGUAAUGGGUUUUCUAUGCAAGGAGAAAAGAAUUAAAGAACUGAGGGACUUAAUGGAGAAGAUGGUGAAUGAUAGUAAUUUGUUACAUGAUCAGGUUACUUAUGGUACUCUUAUCCAUAUGCUCUCAAAGCAUGGCCAUGGUGAUGAGGCUCUUGAAUUUCUGAAGGAGGCUGAAGAUAAGGGAUUUCACGUUGAUAAAGUAGCAUAUAGUGCAAUUAUUCACUCCUUUUGUAAGGACGGAAGAAUCAAGGAGGCAAAAGAACUGGUAAAUCAAAUGUUUCAGAAAGGUUGUAUUCCUGAUGUAGUUACUUACACUACUGUUGUUAAUGGAUUUUGUCGGUUGGGAAAAUUGGACUUAGCUAAAAAGAUGCUUCAGCAGAUGUACAAGCAUGGCUGCAAACCAAACACUGUGUCACAUACUGCCUUGUUAAAUGGGCUUUGUCAUAAUGGAAGAUCAUUAGAGGCUAGAGAGAUGAUUGACAUGUGUGAGGAAGAGUGGUGGACUCCUAAUGCCAUCACUUAUAGUGUUGUGAUGCAUGGGCUGCGGAGGGAAAGAAAAUUAUCAGAGGCUUGUGAUGUGGUGAGGGAGAUGAUUAGAAAGGGCUUCUUUCCAACACCAGUUGAAAUUAACUUAUUAAUUCAGUCGCUUUGUCAAGAUGGAAAAAUCAAUGAGGCUAAAAAGUUCAUGGAGGAGUGCUUAAACAAGGGAUGUGCUGUUAAUGUAGUGAACUUUACUACUGUGAUCCAUGGAUUUUGUCAGAAAGAUGACUUGGAUGCUGCUCUUUCAUUGCUUGAUGACAUGUAUUUGAGCAACAAACACCCUGAUGUAGUCACUUAUACGACGAUAAUUGAUGCUUUGGGGAAAAAAGGUAGAAUAGAAGAGGCAACUGAACUUAGUAACCGAAUGCUUCAAAAAGGUUUGGUUCCUACAGCUGUUACAUACAGGACAGUUAUCCAUCGAUAUUGUCAGAUGGGUAGAGUGGAAGAUUUGUUAGGCUUGCUAGAGAAGAUGCUUUCAAGACAGAAGUGUAGAACAGCUUAUAAUCAAGUUAUUGAGAAGCUAUGUAGUUUUGGAAACUUGGAAGAGGCUGAAAAACUCUUGAGUAAGGUCUUGAGAACUGCUUCAAAAGUUGAUGCUAGCACAUGCCAUGUGCUUAUGGAAAGUUAUUUGAGGAAAGGGAUUCCUCUGUCUGCAUAUAAAGUAGCUUGUCGUAUGUUUAAUCGGAAUCUGAUCCCUGAUUUGAAGUUAUGUGAGAAGGUGAGCAAGAGACUAGUCUUUGAAGGAAAAUCAGAGGAGGCAGAUAACCUUAUGCUACGAUUUGUUGAGCGUGGAAAAAUUCAACCUCAGAACCAAGAGCACUAGCAAAGCUAGAGCCUAAAGGAUUCUUUUAAACUUGGUAUUCCAGAUGGAUUUGGUUCCAUUUCCCUUUCCCUUUUUCUCUGGUGCUAUCUAAAACUAUUUUG